AGCUCUUGUGCUAGAAAAAGCGACUUCUUCCCACUUUCCACCCCAUUUCUUUAUUACUUGCUUCCACAAUGGUUCUUUAUUAGUAAAAAUCUGAACAAACAAAACUUUAGUAGAGAUUAAUUAAGCUGAGAAAAUAUUCUCAAAGAGUUCUGAGUUCAUGAUGAGUUUUGUGGGUGUUGUAAAAUUUGUGGUGAAAUGCCUUGACAUUGUUGCCUGGCCUGUAUUUGGUUUGGGUUAUCCUUUAUGUGCUUCCAUUCAAGCGAUCGAGACUAAUUCAAACUCAGACACCCAGAAACUGAUCGCUUAUUGGGUCUCCAUUUCUGUGGUUUUGCUCUUUGAACGUGCUUUUCAGCUUGAAUGGCUAACCUUCUGGCCAUACAUUAAGCUAAUGAUUGUCGGCUGCUUGGUUCUGCCUGACUUUGAUGGUUCCCUUUGUGUCUAUCAACGCCUUGUUCAUCCAUGCCUAUCCAUGGACCUAAGAAUCAUCAUCUGCCAGUUCAAAAAGCUGGAGGAGUUGUUUUUCAAGAAAGAUGAUUUUCUUGUUGAGGUGGAGAGAUAUGUGAAGGAAAAUGGCAUUGAUGCUUUGGAGAAUCUCAUUGCUUCCACGAAAAGGAGUGCAAAGCCUAAUGUUGCUGUGAAUGAGAUCAAGGCAGUUGCAGCAGAGGAUAGGCUGAAGUUCGAGCCACCAAAUCUUCAAGUUCCACUCAAAGACAGUAGUGCUGCCAAAAUAACAGAGAAAAUAGAAGUUGCAUCAACCAAGCAGCUAAAGCUGGAACAACCUAAACUUCCGGUUCAAUUAAACGAUAGCAAUGCAGUGGAAAUAACAGAGGAAAAAGAAGUUGCAUCAACCACGCAGUUAAAGUUUGAACAACCUAAACUUCCAGUUCUACCCAGAGACAGUAAUGCUGUGGAAAUAACAGAGAAAAAAGAAGUCUCAUCAACCAACCAGGUUAGACAAAUAGAACCUAACAUUGGUCAGACAGAAAACAGAACAUUUCAGCCCCUGAAGAACAUAACUACAGCAGCAGAAGCAAUAGGAGGCAGAGAUCUUUACGAGAUACUACCUCCUGAGAAAGUCCAAAAGGUAUGGACUUGUGCUCUAUGUCAAGUAACAGCCCAAAGUGAGACAGUUCUUAAUUCACAUCUGCAAGGGAAACGACACAAGGCAGCUCGUGAACAGUUAAAAGUGAAGAGUCAGACACCAAAAGGUGAGGUUUCCUCUGCUUCAGUGGGAAAGAAAUCAAAUGUUACCAUGGCAACCGCAAGGAUUGGUGUUAGAGAUCAUACUGGCAUAUUAUCUCCUCAGAAUGCCCAAAAAGUUUGGACUUGUCUUACAUGCCAGGUAACGCUUAAAAGUCAGACAGACAUUAACUCACAUCUUCAAGGAAAACAACACGAGCAAGCUCGUGCGCUGCUGAACUCCAAGAACCAGGCAUCACAUAGCAAUGCUUCUUCUGCUUCAGUAGGAAAGAAAACUAAUUUUCCUGAAAACAAGCCAGAGAAGUGUACAAUCAGCAAUAAUACUUCACCUGAAAAUAGAAUACAUGAAGCGAAGAAGCAAGGCAAGCAAGAGAACCCGAUGAAGAGCCUAUUUGUUGAGAUAAGAAAUUCCAAGUGGCGUUGUACAAUCUGCAAUGUAAGUUGCACCAGUGAGGGAGACAUGGCCUGUCAUCUUAAAGGGAAUAAGCACUUGGAUGUUAGCAUUUCCAAGUGGCGUUGUACAAUCUGCAAUGUAAAUUGUACCAGUGAGGGAGACAUGGCCUGUCAUCUUAAAGGGAAUAAGCACUUGGAUGUUAGCAUUUCCAAGUGGCAGUGCACCAUCUGUAAUGUAAAUUGUACCAGUGAGGGAGACUUGGCCUGUCAUCUUAAAGGGAAUAAGCACUUGGCUGUUAGCAUUUCCAAGUGGCAGUGCACCAUUUGUAAUGUAAAUUGCACCAGUGAGGGAGACAUCCACUGUCACCUUAAUGGGAAUAAGCACUUGGCUAGGAUGCGAGAAUUGGAUGGUCUUGGAGGCAGUCGGCAUGCCUGAGUCGCUGAAUAUGUUCAUAUCACUAUUGUAGAACAUUGAUAUGUGGAGGUUAAGGUGGCUACGAGAAUCUAAGAUACCUGUAGAUUAAUCAAUUACUUGGAUUUUGUCUCCCGUCUGUAUCCUUGAAUUCUAGUUAUACAAGCUAACUUCACGUGAUGGUACAAGGUCAAA
Messenger RNA from Populus trichocarpa (black cottonwood), 2200 nucleotides. RefSeq lists its product as uncharacterized. The record is from RefSeq and is a predicted model, not a curated record. NCBI's taxonomy places the organism in Eukaryota, Viridiplantae, Streptophyta, Magnoliopsida, Malpighiales, Salicaceae. The transcript has 9 exons. Bases 158 to 2029 code for a protein of 623 amino acids. Gene Ontology annotation, molecular function: zinc ion binding; nucleic acid binding.